Anopheles cruzii is the source of this 654-nucleotide messenger RNA. RefSeq names its product larval cuticle protein A3A-like. Lineage: Eukaryota; Metazoa; Arthropoda; Insecta; Diptera; Culicidae. The transcript has 4 exons. The record is from RefSeq and is a predicted model, not a curated record. Gene Ontology annotation, cellular component: extracellular matrix. The coding region runs from base 58 to 654 and encodes 198 amino acids.
UUUCGGUUCAUUCGGUUCAACCAGCGUGUGUUCAGUUCAGUCGCCCUCGCCGCCAAGAUGUUCGCAAAGGUAUUCGUCCUGCUGGCCGCCGUCGCCGUCGGAGUGAACUCGGUCGCCAUCGGUGUGGCCGCCCCGGCUACCCUCGUCAAGACCGAGGAGUACGAUGCCCAUCCGCAGUACAGCUUCAGCUACGACGUCCAGGACUCGCUGACCGGUGACAACAAGCAGCAGCACGAGACGCGCGACGGAGACGUUGUGCAGGGUCAGUACUCGCUGGUGGAGCCGGACGGUACUCGGCGCACGGUCGACUACACCGCCGAUCCGGUCAACGGAUUCAACGCCGUCGUGAGCAAGACCGCCGAUGCCGGCGUGGUGAAGACGGUCGCUGCCGCCCCGGCUCUGGCCGUGGCCCAUGCCCCGCUCGCCUACCAUGCCCCGGCCGCCGCCGUCGCUUACCACCACGCACCGGCCGUCGCCGUGGCCCAUGCUCCAGUCGCCUACCAUGCCCCGGCCGCCUACCACGCCCCGGCUGCCUAUGUUUCUCACGCCCCGGCCGCCUACGUGUCGCACGCCCCGGCCGCCUACGUGUCGCAUGCCCCGGCCGCCUACGUAUCGCACGCCCCGGUGCUGUCGCACGCCGUGUACCACCACUAA